CUGCACUACGGGACCCUCCUGGGCAGCAGAGCUUGUGUCCACAUGGCAGCAGCUGCCUGGGGCAGUGGGUUUCUCAAUGCUGUGCUGCACACGGCCAAUACAUUUUCUAUACCACUCUGCCAGGGCAAUGCCCUGGACCAGUUCUUCUGUGAAAUCCCCCAGAUCCUCAAGCUCUCUUGCUCAGGCUCAGACUACCUCAGGGAGGCUGGGCUUCUUAUAUUAAGUUCUUUUUUAUCAUUUGGGUGUUUUGUUUUCAUUGUGCUGUCCUAUGUGGAGAUCUUCAGGGCCGUGCUGAGGAUCCCCUCUGAGCAGGGACGGCACAAAGCCUUUUCCACGUGCCUCCCUCACCUGGCUGUGGUCUCCCUGUUUGUCACCACUGCCCUGUUUGCUCACCUGAAACCCCCCUCCAUCUCUUCCCCAUCCCUGGACCUGGUGGUGGCAGUUCUGUACUCGGUUGUGCCUCCAUCAGUGAACCCCCUCAUCUACAGCAUGAGGAACCAGGAGCUCAAGAAAGCCCUGAGGACACUAAUCCAAUGGACCUUGCACCACCAACAGUAA
This is a messenger RNA of Grus americana (Whooping crane), 558 nucleotides long. RefSeq names its product olfactory receptor 14J1-like. Lineage: Eukaryota; Metazoa; Chordata; Aves; Gruiformes; Gruidae. The annotation marks the transcript as partial. Gene Ontology annotation, biological process: G protein-coupled receptor signaling pathway. The record is from RefSeq and is a predicted model, not a curated record. Gene Ontology annotation, cellular component: membrane. The transcript has a single exon. Gene Ontology annotation, molecular function: olfactory receptor activity.